This is a messenger RNA of Stegastes partitus (bicolor damselfish), 1970 nucleotides long. Its product is annotated as sodium- and chloride-dependent GABA transporter 2-like. Gene Ontology annotation, biological process: nitrogen compound transport; amino acid transport; sodium ion transmembrane transport. The transcript has 15 exons. The coding region runs from base 1 to 1869 and encodes 622 amino acids. NCBI's taxonomy places the organism in Eukaryota, Metazoa, Chordata, Actinopteri, Pomacentridae. The record is from RefSeq and is a predicted model, not a curated record. Gene Ontology annotation, molecular function: gamma-aminobutyric acid:sodium:chloride symporter activity. Gene Ontology annotation, cellular component: cell projection; plasma membrane.
AUGGAGCCUUCAGCUGAUCCAGAGAAGAAGCUGCUGAACAAUGGCAAGAUCACAAAUUAUCCGGCAUCCAAGUACAACGAGAGGGGCCAGUGGGACAACAAGAGGGAGUUCAUUUUAACAGUAGUUGGACAAAUCAUCGGUCUGGGCAACGUCUGGAGGUUUCCAUAUCUGUGCUUCAAGAAUGGAGGAGGAGUUUUCUUGGUCCCCUACGUUCUGAUCCUGCUCUCCUGUGGAAUCCCCAUCUUCUUCCUGGAGCUGUCUGUGGGACAGUUAACUGGUCAGGGUGGAGUCACCUGCUGGAGGAAAAUAUGCCCUUUAUUUGAAGGUUUAGGCUAUGGCAAUCUAAUGAUUAUGUUUUACACUUCGAUGUACUACAUCGUCAUUCUGGCUUGGGCCUUCCUCUACUUCUUCUCCUCCUUCCACACGGUGCUGCCCUGGGCCAGCUGCAACAACACCUGGAACACAGAGGACUGCAUUGACUAUGGCCAGAAUGAUUCGUUUUACAGCGCCGUCAAUCCAAAUGCGACAUCUUCAGUUAAAGAGUUCUGGCAGAGGAGAGUUCUGGGUUUGUCUGGAGGUCUCGAGGAGAUGGGUGACAUGCGCUGGGACCUGGCUGGCUGUCUCCUACUAGGAUGGAUUAUCUGUUACUUCUGUAUCUGGAAUGGAGUCAAGACGUCCGGAAAGGUGGUCUACUUUACAGCCACGUUCCCCUACGUGAUGCUGAUCGUGUUGCUGAUCCGAGGUGUGACGUUGCCAGGAGCUGCAGAUGGAAUUCAGUUUUACCUUUCCCCUGAUCCAACACGUCUAGCUGAUCCUCAGGUGUGGAUGGAUGCUGGGAGCCAGAUAUUGUUCUCCUAUGCCGUCUGCUCAGGCUGUCUGCCAGCUAUGGGAAGUUAUAAUAAAUACAGCAACAACUGCUACAAAGACGCCUUUGCCUUGUGCACACUGAACAGUUUGACCAGCUUCUUCGCCGGCUUUGCGGUCUUCUCCGUCCUCGGCUUCAUGUCGUACGAGCUGGGCGUCGACAUCUCCACAGUGGCCGAAUCAGGUCCCGGCCUCGCCUUCAUCGCGUACCCUCGAGCCGUCGCCUUGAUGCCUUUACCACAGCUCUGGGCUGCCUUCUUUUUUGUCAUGGUCGUCUUUCUUGGCCUGGACAGUCAGUUUGUGUAUCUGGAAGGCCUGGUUACGUCCGUAUCAGACAUGUACCCGGCGUUCUUCUUCACCGGCCACCGACGUAAAGUCCUCCUGCUUAUCAUCUGUCUGGUCUGCUUUGUUACUGGCCUGUUUAUGGUCACUGAGGGGGGACUUUAUGUGUUUCUGCUGUUCGACUACUACGCUUGCAGUGGAAUGCCCAUCAUGUUUUUUGGCAUUCUGGAGACUGUUUGUGUGGGAUGGAUGUUUGGUGCUGAUCGUUAUUACGGCAAAGUAAAGGAAAUGAUUGGCUACCGCCCCUCCCCUUACAUGAAGUACUGUUGGAGGUUCCUGACACCGUCUGUCUGCGUUGGAAUACUGCUUUUCUCUCUCCUCAAGUUCACCCCUCUGAGAUACAACAACACCUACGUCUACCCCUGGUGGGGCUAUGCCAUCGGGAUAUUUCUUGCAUUAUCUUCAGUUCUUCUGACUCCUCUGUAUUUCCUCUACCGUAUGGCCGUAACCCCAGGAACGAUGAGGCAGAGACUGGAAACACUGUGCACUCCAGCAGCAGAGCUCCUUCAUCCAAGGAAGACUCCUGACCACGAACCACCUCUGUCUGAUGCAGAGCUGUGUGCCCUGAACAUGACUGAAAAACCCAAAGGUGUCCCUGUUGAAGAAGCUGAUCGUGCUUUAUGCUGCAGCAGACCUGAUGACAGCGUCGACACGAAGGCCUGAGCUGCAGUUUGUUCAAAGCUUCAGUAACAUGUCUCAACACAGACGAGCUCAGUUCAGGAGCUCCUUACCUCCUGUCUCCAUCAUCCUGUGUUAUGUUUUUA